Molecule: messenger RNA, 1311 nt
Organism: Cryptomeria japonica (Japanese cedar)
Lineage: Eukaryota; Viridiplantae; Streptophyta; Pinopsida; Cupressales; Cupressaceae
Product: GDSL esterase/lipase At2g42990-like
Exons: 8
Coding region: 1-1311 (436 amino acids)
Molecular function (GO): hydrolase activity, acting on ester bonds
Source: RefSeq, a predicted model, not a curated record
AUGUCGUUGAUGUCCUCCAUUUUUGGAACGCUUCUUUCCUUAUCUGUGAUAGUAUUUUUAGUAAAAGCAGAAAGGGCUCGUUCAGUGUCGGCUAUCUUUAUCUUCGGGGAUUCUACGGCAGAUCCAGGCAACAAUAAUGGUCUCAACACCAUUUUUAAAUGUAAUUUUCUUCCAUAUGGUAGAGAUUUUCCCACUCACCAGCCCACGGGAAGGUUUUGCAAUGGAAGAUUGGUCACAGAUUUUAUAGCUGAAGAAUUGGGAUUGAAAGAAACCGUGCCAGCUUAUUUAGAUCCCCAGCUCAAAACCCAAGAUUUGCUAACAGGCGUCAGUUAUGCGUCUUCUGCUGCUGGAUACGACGACCUCACUGCUCAUAAUAAUAAGGCAGUGCCAAUAUGGCAACAAGUGGAAUAUUUCAAAGCCCACGUAGAGAAGUUGAAGAAAGUGGUAGGAGAAAAGAACGCCUCAGACAUAGUCCGCAAUGCACUGUACGGAAUCAGCAUUGGGUCCAACGAUAUUUUGGACAACUAUUUUCUUCUGCCAAUUCGAAGAAAAGAGUUUUCAGUGGAACAAUACCAAGACUUUCUUGUAAAAAAGGCAGAAGAUUUCACAAAGGAGCUUUAUCAUUUAGGUGCGCGUAAGCUUGGAGUAUUUGGGCUGCCUCCUCUUGGUUGCUUGCCUGUAGAACGAUCUGUAAGACUACAGACAACAGAUGUCCGCCCCUGUGUUGAGAAAUUAAACCAGGUGGCCAUGACCUACAAUGAAAAGCUUCAAGCUGUUAUCAGUAACUUGAAGCCUAAACUUCCUGGAAUGAUGAUGGUAUACAUAGAUAUUUACAACGUGAUCUUUGAUGCCAUUCAAGAUCCUGCAAAAUAUGGUUUUGAGGAAUCAACGAGGGGAUGCUGUGGAACGGGACUGGUAGAGGUUGGAUUUACUUUGUGUAGGUUUGAUGGCCAUGAGGCGACAACCGAAUUGAGGCAAGGCGACGACCGAAGGAAGGGGCAGAGGUCGAGGGAGGGUUGGGAGUUCACAGUGAUGGGCUCCCACGGACGCCACUAUGCGUACACACAGUGGCGGUUUGAUGGCCAUGAGGCGGUGGCCGAAUUGAGGCAAGGCGGCGGCCGAAGGAAGGGGCGAAGGUCGAGGGAAGGUUGGGAGUUUGCAGUGAGGGGCUCCUCCGGACACCACUAUGCCUACACACAGUGGCGGCCGCUGUCGUCCAUUGUACGUAAACACAAUGGCGAGCGGUGUCGUCCACUGAAUAUAAAUGGUAGUAAUAAAUAUGAUUGUAGUAGCAGUUUUAACUUCAAUUAG